Cutaneotrichosporon oleaginosum is the source of this 1363-nucleotide messenger RNA. RefSeq lists its product as uncharacterized. Gene Ontology annotation, biological process: proton transmembrane transport. The record is from RefSeq and is a predicted model, not a curated record. Gene Ontology annotation, cellular component: vacuolar proton-transporting V-type ATPase, V1 domain; fungal-type vacuole membrane. Lineage: Eukaryota; Fungi; Basidiomycota; Tremellomycetes; Trichosporonales; Trichosporonaceae. Gene Ontology annotation, molecular function: proton-transporting ATPase activity, rotational mechanism.
AUGACGGCCGUCGAAGCAAUCCCCCCGCCAUUCUUCAGCCCUUACUUGGACGACCAGCUCUCCAAGCUUGCUGCCCGGCAGAUCCCAUGGGAGGGCUACCAGCGCGCGAAGCUGCUCUCGCAGGAGGAGUGCACGCUUAUCCGCUCGCUUGACAAGCUCCCUGUCUCACAACGCGGCCACAAGAUCGCGACCGAGGGCGCACAGUAUGCCAAGCUCUACAUCGACCUGCUGCGCAAGCUGCAGCGCGUAGACACAGUUCAGGCCGUCCUCGUCUCCAUCUCCGUCAUGCUCGCGGACAUGAGCGCGUACCACUACUUUCACGACCUGCGCAAGGAGAACCCGCUCGACCCGUACCAGCCCAUCGUGAAGUGCCUCACCAUGGACACGGACGAGGAGUUUGUGCACCUCGAGAGUCUGCGGAUACUGGCGCUCCUCAUUGCGACUGACCCGAACGACUUCCCAGGCGAGCUCCUCCCCACGCUGCUGACGUCGCUUGCGUCGUUCAUCAACGGCCCGCACCUGCAGAGCCGCGACAUUGCGACGCAGGUGCUCAAUGCUGUGCUUGGCAAGAAGCAGUUCCGCUCCGCCGUGUGGAAGCAGGGCGACUGUAUCUCGGGCCUCGUUAAGUGGCUCAAAGACAACAUCUCGCCGCAGCAGCAGUACGGCGCAAUCUCGUGUAUUUGGCAGCUUUCAUUCGAGCAGAAUGCCGCGGAAGGGUUGGACAAGAAGUACGACAUCGUUGCUCUCUUUACGGAGAUUGCAAAGUCGGCCGUCAAGGAGAAGGUUAUCCGUGUGAUUGUGGCGACAUUCCGGAACCUUCUCACACUUGCACCUGCGCAAAACCUCCCGUCGAUGUUCGUCGUCCGCCUGCUCCCCUUCGUCGACUCUCUCACGGAGCGCAAGUGGAGCGACGAGGACGUGGUCGAGGAUCUUCAGUUCCUCAAGGAGGAGCUCAAGGAGCGCCUCGAGGGCCUGACGACAUUUGACGAGUAUGUGUCCGAGCUCGAGUCGGGCCACCUGGUGUGGUCGCCGGCACACGAGUCGGACGACUUCUGGCGCCUCGAGGUCGGCCGUAUCCAGACCGAGGCAAAUGGCAAGCUCGUGCGCCGCCUCAUCGAGCUGCUCAACACGUCGCGCGACCCCGUCGUGCUGGCUGUGGCGUGCAAUGACGUCGCCAAGUUCGUCAAGUACGGCGGGGAGAAGAGCAAGCAGCUCAUCAACGAGGGUAAUGGCAAGACGCGCGUCAUGCAGCUCAUGACGAGCGACAAUCCUGAUGUGCGGUACUGGGCCCUCAUGGCCGUGCAGCAGAUCAUGAGCCAGCACUGGUUGAAGUAACAAGUUGUGAUAGACAAGGAUGUAUAGG